CCAUGCAAGGUGCAAAGUAUCAAACUUUAGGGGGGGGGGGGGAGAGGAGGAGAAAGGAGGGGGGUGACCCUUUAGAAAUCUCUACUUCAGCCAGCCAGGGUUGAAAUCCGAUCCCUGUUGACAUAUGGGAUCAUGUCAAGGGGUUGCUGAUGAGUUUUUAAAACUCCUAAGGAGAGCAGGGUGGUGAAAACCCCUCUGUAUUCCUCUACAAGGACAAGCAGGGGGAGAAAGUCAAUCAAACUCCAGUGCCAACAGAGCCAAGGGUUCAUUUUCCUCACACCUAACCUUGUUAAUUUCUUUAAGGGAUUUUUUUUUUUAAAUGGCAGGAGUGCCUCCUCCAUAGGAAUGUGUCCAAGCAAAUUGCUUCUGCGUGGGGGGGAGGGGAGGAAUAGGAAAAAGUGAUCUGUACAGUCUGUGCGAUUGCUUUUUAUUGGAGAGUUCCAGUUAGUUUGUUGUGUAAAUGACAGAUGUGACUUGAUGUCAAAAUACUUUCCCCUCCCCCUCCCCAAAGGGGGAGAAACUUUGUUGUGAAAACUUAGUGGUUUAAGUAGUGGUGUGUGGAGUAGCAGCGACCUCGCUCUGUUCGAAAGGGAAUCACCUUUUGGAUGUAUCUGGGGUUUGGUUUGUUGUCACAAUAUUUUGAAAUAUUAUGAAAUAGCCUUGAUGGCCUAGAAGGAAGAGUAGGGAAGUAAAAACAUCCUACUUUUUUUUUUCCAAAUUUGUGGCUUCUCAUCCCUCUUUGAAUCUGGCUUUUAAAGGCGUCCAACCCAGGAUCUGGCUAUGUUUAUACACCAGGUUUGAAAGAAACUUUUGGGCUGUGAAUUGAGGCAUUGGGCAGAGUCAAGAUGGCCUCUCCGGCAGACAGCUGCAUCCAGUUCACCCGCCACGCAAGUGACGUACUUCUCAAUCUCAACCGCCUUCGGAGCCGGGAUAUCCUCACCGAUGUCGUUAUCAUCGUGAACCGGGAACAGUUCAGAGCCCACAAAACUGUCCUCAUGGCCUGCAGCGGCCUCUUCUACAGCAUAUUCACCGACCAGCUAAAGUGCAAUCUGAACAUCAUCACUCUGGCCCCAGACAUCAACCCCGAGGGAUUCUGCAUCCUGCUGGACUUCAUGUACACCUCCCGCCUCAACCUGAGGGAAAGCAACAUCAUGGCCGUCAUGGCCACUGCGCUCUACCUACAGAUGGAGCACGUCGUCGAUACUUGCCGAAGGUUUGUCAAGUCUAGCGAAGCCGAAAUGGUCUCUGCAAUGAAGACGCCAAGGGAAGAGUUCUUGACGGGCCGGAUGCUGAGUCAUCCGGAGGUGAUGGCGUACAGGAGCCGGGAAGUCUCAGAGAACAACAUGCCUCUCCGAAACACGCCUCUCUGCGAUGGGAGGGCCUUUGCCUCCAGUUUGUAUAGUGGCCUGUCUGGAUCGCCCCUUUCCUACACUGGAUACAACCCCAUUCCAGUCAACGGUUUCCUCUUAGACGACGAGCUGCGAGAGACGAGGAUGCCCCUGCAGGAUGUCUCGAGGGUCAACCCUUUCCCAAAGGAGAGAACGCUGCCAUGUGACAGCUCCAGGACGAUCCCUACAGACUAUACCAGAGCCGUCACUGAUCUUUCAGCCAACACGUGCCAUGCCACCAUCUAUUCUCCAAAAGAGGCUGCUGCCGAAGAGGCCAGAAGUGACAUGCACUACAGCAUAGCCGCUGGUCCUAAGCCCGUCGCACCUUCGGUCCGAAACAAUCCCUACUUCGCCUGUGACAAAGUGGCCAAAGAAGAAGAGCGGACCUCUUCGGAAGACGAGAUAAGCCAACACUUCGAACCAACCAACACACCAAUGAACCGAAAGGGUCUCAUCAGCCCCCAGAGCCCCCAGAAAUCAGACUGCCAACCCAACUCGCCAACUGAGUCCAGCAGCAGCAAGAACGCCCGCAUAGCUCAAAGCUCUGGAUCUCUGGGUACCAAGAGCCCUACCGACCCCAAAGCCUGCAACUGGAAGAAGUACAAAUUCAUCGUCCUCAACAACCUCAACCAGAGCACCAAGCAAGACGGUGCCGACCAGAACGAAGCGGGGACCCUCUCCCCUCGCUCCUACGUGUCUACUUCGGCUUGCCAGCAGUCCAUGGAACCUGAGAAUCUAGACGUCCAGUCCCCAACCAAGCUGAGCUUGAAUGGGGAAGACUCGACAAUCCCACAAGCAAGCAGGCUCAACAACAUUGUGAACAGAUCUCUGGAUGGGUCCCCUCGGAGCAGCGAGGGGCAGUCCCCUCUGUACCUGCAUUCCUCAAAAUGCAGCUCCUGCGGCUCCCAGUCCCCCCAGCAUUCUGAGAUGUGCCUUCACACCCCUGGCUCGACCUUCGGAGAGGAAAUGGGCGAAACCCACUCCGAAUACUCCGACUCCAGUUGUGAAAACGGAGCCUUCUUCUGCAAUGAGUGUGACUGUAGGUUCUCUGAAGAGGCUUCCCUCAAGAGACACUCCCUGCAGGCGCACAGUGAUAAGCCCUACAAGUGUGACCGUUGCCAGGCCUCCUUCCGCUACAAGGGAAACCUAGCCAGCCACAAAACCGUUCACACAGGCGAGAAGCCAUAUCGUUGCACUAUCUGCGGAGCGCAGUUCAACCGGCCGGCCAACCUGAAGACCCACACGCGCAUCCACUCUGGAGAGAAGCCCUACAAGUGUGAGACCUGCGGGGCCAGAUUUGUCCAGGUUGCCCAUCUCCGAGCUCAUGUGCUAAUCCACACUGGUGAAAAACCCUACCCCUGUGAAAUCUGUGGCACGCGCUUCCGGCACCUGCAGACGCUCAAAAGCCACCUUCGAAUCCACACUGGAGAGAAACCGUACCAUUGUGAGAAGUGUAACCUGCAUUUCCGCCACAAAAGCCAGCUGCGGCUCCACCUCCGGCAGAAACACGGCGCCAUCACCAACACCAAGGUGCAAUACCGCGUCUCGACAACAGAGCUGCCACCAGAACUGCCCAAGGCGUGCUGA
Molecule: messenger RNA, 2975 nt
Organism: Terrapene triunguis (Three-toed box turtle)
Lineage: Eukaryota; Metazoa; Chordata; Testudines; Emydidae
Gene: BCL6
Product: BCL6 transcription repressor
Exons: 10
Coding region: 846-2975 (709 amino acids)
Biological process (GO): regulation of immune system process; regulation of cytokine production; negative regulation of transcription by RNA polymerase II
Cellular component (GO): nucleus
Molecular function (GO): RNA polymerase II cis-regulatory region sequence-specific DNA binding; DNA-binding transcription factor activity, RNA polymerase II-specific; protein binding
Source: RefSeq, a predicted model, not a curated record